This is a messenger RNA of Erpetoichthys calabaricus (reedfish), 1808 nucleotides long. Its product is annotated as G-protein coupled receptor 54-like. Gene Ontology annotation, cellular component: membrane. The transcript is spliced from 5 exons. Gene Ontology annotation, molecular function: G protein-coupled peptide receptor activity. Lineage: Eukaryota; Metazoa; Chordata; Cladistia; Polypteriformes; Polypteridae. Bases 246 to 1412 code for a protein of 388 amino acids. Gene Ontology annotation, biological process: neuropeptide signaling pathway. The record is from RefSeq and is a predicted model, not a curated record.
UUGCCUGCCUGCUUUCUGUGGUGAAAAAAGGUGCACCUGCACCUGUGUGAAGUCAAACGAAAGAAGACUGCGGAGAGUGGACGGGAUACUGACCACCAUUUACUGUGUACGUAUUAAGCGGCAAGUAGCUCCGGGAUCAUCCGCAUUUUAUUUCGCGCAACCAUCUAAGAAACUGUGUUAUAAACGGCAGCUGCACUGAACUUGAACGGAUUCACGCAGAAGAGCGCCAUGCACUGACAGGAGACAUGAGUUUGCGCUCCACUUGUUUACCAACAGAGGGGUCGGGACAGGGGAGGAACAGCUCACCUCCUGACAGGGAGACCAACCCCACGGGGGGUAACAGCAACCCCGCCAGCCUUUUAGGCAUCGGAACGAAACUGUGGAUCUACAACAUCACCGGCGACGAGUCGCCACCCUUCCUGACUGACGCAUGGCUCGUGCCAUUGCUUUUCGCCCUUAUCAUGCUGGUUGGACUGGUGGGCAACUCGCUGGUCAUUUAUGUAAUCACAAAGCACAGGCAAAUGCGAACUGCAACCAAUUUUUACAUAGCUAACCUGGCUGCGACAGACAUCAUAUUUCUAGUUUGCUGUGUACCCUUUACUGCCACGCUUUAUCCUCUGCCCAGCUGGAUCUUUGGGGAAUUUAUGUGCAAGUUUGUCAAUUAUCUUCAGCAGGUCACAGUUCAGGCCACUUGCAUCACUCUGACCGCCAUGAGUGUCGAUCGCUGCUAUGCUACUCUUUACCCACUGCAGUCACUGAGAAGACGCAGCCCACGUGUUGCUACGGCUGUGAGUGUGGGCAUUUGGAUUGGCUCCUUCAUCUUGUCUCUCCCCAUGGCCCUGUAUCACCACACAGAGGUGGGUUUCUGGUAUGGCCUGCGUACCUACUGCAUGGAGAAAUUUCCGACACCAUCUCAGCAAAAAAGCUAUAUCCUCUAUACUUUCUUGGCCGUGUACCUCCUACCCCUCCUGACCAUCUGCAUCUGUUACACCAUCAUGCUGAAGCGUGUGGGAAGGCCCGUAGUGGAGCCCAUCGAUAACAACUAUCAGCAGGUGCAGCCUCUCUCAGAGCGUUCGGUUGCUAUGAGGGCGAAGGUCACCCGUAUGGUGGUAGUCAUUGUUCUGCUCUUCGGCAUCUGCUGGGGCCCAAUCCAACUCUUCCUUCUGUGUCAAGGCUUCUAUCCAGGUUUUCAGGCCAACUAUGAGACCUACAAGAUCAAGACCUGGGCCAACUGCAUGUCUUAUGCCAAUUCAUCCUUGAACCCCAUUGUGUAUGCCUUCAUGGGGGAGAGUUUCCGCAAGUCCUUCAAGAAAGCAUUUCCUUUCAUGUUCCGUCACCGUGUACAGGACAUCACCCUUGCCUCGGGCUCCAGGAACAAUGUGGGACUGAAAUCUGUCACAGAGGGAAGUUAAAAAGAAGCAUCUGAAUCCAAUUAAAGGCAGAGAUAGCUUAACGUGAGAAAGCUGAGACACAAGCCAAUGGACAGCUUCAUAAAUCAUCAGCACUGGCUGAUUGAAAGCACAAGAAGCAUGAGGCUAAUGCAAGCGGUGCAAUCUUUCGUAAAAGCAUUUUUCUUCUGGCAAGUUCUAGGUAUUGCAUGCAAAGCUCUGUUACAUGAGAGCCCAUCUCCUACAAGGAGAGCACACACGGAGGCUUCAGCAUGCGCAAGAACACUUCAGCACCGUUGCAGAAAUUUACGGUUUCAAGUGUACCAGCUAAACCUGGAAAAUUCAAGAGUCUCAGGUAUGCAACUGCUAGAAUCCACAUCUAGUAUUAGCUUUCAAAUACGCCUGGUAUCUUCCAUGUUG